AUGAUCAUGCUGUCAAUCUUCGGAAAAUCUUUGAACUAUUUAAUAUGCGUUAAGAGAAUUGACAAACCUGAUCAUGUUCAUGAUGGUACCUGGGAUUUGGAGGCUUCAUCGACUGAAUUUCCGGCAUCUGCCUGUUCGGUUGAUCCUUGUGGUUUGUUUUCUAAUCAUGGUGUGGUUCAAGUUAAUUUUCCUUUGGUGUUCAAGUUGCCGGUGGAACGUGGCAGAAAAUUGCUAGAUUGCAAAUUGACUCACAGAAUCAGCAACUCUGAUAUCUCAUUCUGCCAGUUCGUCCGAAAUUUAGGAGUUAUUUUUGAAAAAAACAUGUCAAUUCACAAUUCGUUCAUUGAUCAAACCAAUGAUAAUGAUUUGACCUGA
Messenger RNA from Helobdella robusta, 375 nucleotides. RefSeq lists its product as hypothetical. NCBI's taxonomy places the organism in Eukaryota, Metazoa, Annelida, Clitellata, Rhynchobdellida, Glossiphoniidae. Bases 1 to 375 code for a protein of 124 amino acids. The transcript has 2 exons. The record is from RefSeq and is a predicted model, not a curated record.